AAAAAUAAUUACUAAUAAUUUCAUUUAUUAAUUUAUAGAUACAAAAUAAUUAGUGUGCCUCCGCUUUAAAUAAAUCAUCCUAACUAACCAUUUUUAUUUAUGAUAAAGCUCAACAGGAAGGCUAGCCAAGGCCAUGUUAAAACAAUUUCUGCUAACAGUAAGGAAGAUUAUUUAAAGGAGCGCAAUAUCUUUUUUAAGGGAAAUUGUCCUCAAAUCUAAAUUGACAUAUCUAACUCAAACAAGUUUUUAUCUUAGCAAUUCACAGUGCACUCAACAGCUUCGGCUUCAGUUUCUGGAAAUACAACCACGAUUGAGUAAUCCAGUAAUUCCUCACCUACGUCAAAAAAUGGGAAAAAUUCUCACAAAACUCACAGAUCAAUUGAGAUUACUUUAGUGGAUGUGCCUUAGAGUUUGAAAGAUAAGCAGUAGAGUAGCGGUUUGAACCAAAUUUCAAACAGGCAAAGCGCUUCGAUUUCUACUACUAGCCAGUAAAACAAUACAUAAACACCUAACUCCUUCUUAGAAAUAAAGUCAAUGCUUUCAAACACUUCUAAGAUAAAUUCGAAUAUAAAUAUGCCAAAUUAAAAUAAAGAGAAUUGCAUGCCAUCUCCUAAUUCUUGCGACAAAAAUCAGCAAUUUAAUUCAAUAAUAGGAAACAAUGCUCUAAACACAUUAAGCUCUAUUCAAGGAAGUUAAUUAAAUAAUAACAAUACAAGUAUAAGUGCUAAUUCUAAUAGCAAUUACUAAAUAAAUAACAAUAACACGUCUGCAACAAAUAAUCAAAGUGGGAAUAGUGUAUUUAGUUUCAAUGGAAAUAGCAGUGCAGUGGGAACAUUCUAAAAUAAUACUUCAAACAACAGCAAUAAUACUUCUAAUUUUAUUAAUUUGGCAAGCACAACAACAAACAGCAGCAAUCAGCACUUGAAUAUGCUGAAAGUAAAUUGUUCUACUUCGCCUUCAAGUAGAGUUAUAAGUACAAGCUUGCUGUAGGCUCCUUAGUCAUAUAAUUCAAAUAAUACUUAAAAAGCAUAAAAAUAAUCAAGUAAUCAAUUAUCUAAUUUUCAAUACAAACAAAAUUGCUCAGUAACUCAACAGUAAAAAACCUAGAUUCUUUGCUAUGAUGAUGAAAAUCAACCUGAUUGGUAGAAUAGAAUGCAUGGAUUUCAAUAAUAAUAACAGCAGUAGCAACAAUAACAGUUAAAAAAUAGUAUUUAGAAUAUAAAUUCAACAAAUAACUUUCAACAAAAUUAACUCGGAGGAGCUUCAGGUGAAAUCAAGUAAAUUAAAAAAAAAUAACUUGAGUCGUUUAAACCUACAUCUAAAGAAAGAGCUAUCACAUCUCCAAUAGGAAACUCAAAAUUAUUUCAAAAUGUUAAUAAUUUAGGUAUACAAAGCUUUAAUUUACUACCAUCAAAUUCUGCAUCGAAUAACACCUCAUUGAUAGUAAACGUUGCAUAACAAAGUAGCUAAAUUAAUAAUAACAUUAAUACAAAUUCAAAUGUACUAUUUACAGAUUCAAAAUCAUAACAAAAGAGCAAUAAUCAAUUAUAGUCUCAAACUUAAUCUCCUUUAGUUAAUUAAUAGCAGAAAUAAUCUCUCUUAAAUUAAAUUUAGCAAUAAAAUUAAUAACAAAAUAAUUAUCAAUAAAAUACAGUUUAAACUUAACCAAGUGAAUCAAAAUAAGGUCAAACUUAAUUGAAUUAGUUCAUUCAAGGACAUAAAAACAUCUCAUAAUUAAUAUAAUAGCAAAUAGAAAAUGAUCUUAAAACAACUUAAUAGUAAAAAUAAAAUCAAUAAUAAUCUGUGUAAAAGAAAAAGGAAUCUUCUUACAUAUAUUCGCCUAACAAGGAAAAAACUCUGAAGACUGACAAAUCAUAAAAAUCAAUAACAUUAGUUGUUGGAAAAGUAGACUCUAAAAUAAGAGCAAGUGAAAUUGAAGAAUAAAAAGUCAACAAAAAAGGACAAGAGAAUGCUGCAAGCACUCAAUAAGAGGAAUUAUUUAGAAUAAAGCAAGAAAAUGAAAAGUUAAUAAAAGAACUAUAAAUCUACAAAGUAGACCGUGAAUUAUAUGAUAAAUAGAAAGAAUACAUGUCAAAAGAAAGAGAAUUCUUUUAAAAUGAAAAGGAUCUCCUAAAUAAGCAGAUUGAGGAAUUGUAAAACUAGCUAAAAUCUAAAGAAAAUAAUGACUUUUCUUCUCAAAAAACAAAAGAGGCAGAAUCUUAAUUUUUGAAAGAAAGAAUUUUCCAAUACGAAAAGCGCAACAAAGACCUAGAAAAUGAGUACAACAUGAAUUCUAAAAUUUACAAAGAAACAAUAACAAAGAAUCAAGAAGUUUUUUAAAAAUAUGAGGAGCUCAAGAACGAAUUAGACCAGCUUAAUCAAAACUAUAAAAUUCAAUCUACUUAACUCACCUCUAAUUAAAUAGAACUAGAAAGGUUAAGGUUAAAAUCCAUAACUAUGGAGUAAGAAGAAGAAGACCUCAAGCAAAAUUUAAAGAAUAUGAAUGACAAGCUUCUUUAAUCUCAACAAGAAGUUAUAGAACUUAGAAAAAAAAAUAAAGAUCUAUAAAUUGAAAUAGAUUUAUAAAUACCUCAGACAACUACAAUCUAAAAACUAGAAUCUGAAGUAGAGUUAUGGAAAAUUAAGCACCAAACUCUUGAAAGAGUAUUAAACGAAGAGCGUAUGCGUUCUUCCUUUUCAUAUCAAAAUUCUGAACAGACAAGGUAAAGUGUAGCUGGUUUAGAAAUUGGAUAUCUAAGGUAAAAUUUGAGUGAAAAAGAGAAAACCAUUAUGGAACUCAGAAUUGAAAAUGAAAAAAUAGUUUAAUAAGUAAAAAACCUAGAAAUAGAAAUUUAAUAGAAACAAAAUAUAAUUGAUUCUUAGGCUCAAUAAUUUUAGUAAAACAUGGAGCACUAACAACACUUUGAAUUUGAGCAUUAGAAAAAGAAAAUUUUGUAAUUGUAAGAAGAGGCUGAUUAGUAAUUUAACUAAUAUAUUUAGACAAGAAAGGAACUAGAAAUGAAAAACAAAGAACUUGAAUAACUUAAAAACCACUUGGCUCAGCAAAAGGAGUCUAGUGAUCAAAAUGAGUUGUAGUCUUAUAAAAAAUUGCUUGAAGACUGUAGAAAUGAACUAGGUGAUGUUUAUUAAUUAAUGAAUUCGAGAAAAAGAGAUGCUGAUUUAGCUCAGAAAUAAUUGGCUGAGUAAAAAGAGAUAAUGGAUGAGCUUAAAAAUAAAAGUAGAGCAUAGGAAACUGAAUUGCUUUGCUUAAGGGAAACAUAUGAUAAUGUUGUUAGGGAGCUUGAAAAAACAAUAAAAUAAUAUGAAUAAUAUAAGAAAGUUUACGAAAUGUAAAGUGUGGAAUUGCACCAUAAAAAUAGAGAAAUUCUUGAACUCCUGUAAGAAGUGGAAGUACUUAAAAUAAAAUAUGAAGAUCUACUUUAAUAGUAGUAACCAGCUUCUGAAAACACAAAGCAUUCAAGAGUAAUUACAAAAAUGACAUUUUCUAGAGCUGAAGAAGAAUUUAAUGCAGAUUUAUUCUGA
Tetrahymena thermophila SB210 is the source of this 3543-nucleotide messenger RNA. RefSeq lists its product as hypothetical. Lineage: Eukaryota; Ciliophora; Oligohymenophorea; Hymenostomatida; Tetrahymenidae. The record is from RefSeq and is a predicted model, not a curated record. The transcript is spliced from 7 exons.